AAGAAGACAAACCCGGAAGUGCGGACGCUGGGGUUUGUUGACAGAACGUGCGAACGGUUCUGUAGUCGCGCGGUGAUAUUCGGGUGUUUUUCGGGUGAAACGGAGUCCGGGUUCGGGUGAGAUGAGUUCUACAGAGGACCGACACGGAACCAAGAGACCCGCCUCUCCGACGGAGGAUGGGUCGACCCAGUGGGCCUCAGCUGAUCUGGGAAGCGAUGAGAGGAAGCAGAAGUUUCUGCGUCUGAUGGGAGCGGGAAAGAAGGAACACACAGGACGUCUGGUCAUCGGCGACCACAAGUCCACGUCCCACGUCCGCAGCGGACUAGAGGACCGGCACAUCAACCAGCAGCUGGAGCAGCAGUACCAGCAGGGAAUGGACGGGAAGCUGUCGGGACGGAACCGCCGCCACUGUGGGCUGGGCUUCAGCGAGUCUGAACCGGAUCCUCCUCCCUCGGCACCGGUCGACACCCAGACCACACCCGCUGAUCCACAUGAAACCGACAGUGACAAAGACCAGACUGGAGACCAGAACCAAAGUUCAGACCCUGAAGGUCCGGAUCUGACCUCGGAUCAGCCCAAACCCGCCUCCGACAGCAGAACCGACCAACGCAAACACACCUACAAGAUGGCGUUCGUGAAGUCGACGUGAAUCACAGGAGUUGGAUUUUGUAUAUUUUGAUGUGGUCCGUUAAACUGGUCGUCGUUUCCCAUCAUGCAUGAGAUUCUCAGGUUGAAAUGUCUGGAUCUGGUGUCGGAUGACGUCGAAAAACUGGUUUUAUUUAAUUUGGACGUUUUGGACGAUGAUUCAGGAUCGAGGAAACACUGAUUUUUUGUGACAUUUUAUUUGGAAACUAAUAAACAGAAACAUCACAGAAGA
Sphaeramia orbicularis (orbiculate cardinalfish) is the source of this 877-nucleotide messenger RNA. Its product is annotated as small acidic protein-like. The transcript has 5 exons. Bases 122 to 649 code for a protein of 175 amino acids. NCBI's taxonomy places the organism in Eukaryota, Metazoa, Chordata, Actinopteri, Kurtiformes, Apogonidae. The record is from RefSeq and is a predicted model, not a curated record.